Sparassis crispa is the source of this 465-nucleotide messenger RNA. RefSeq lists its product as hypothetical. Lineage: Eukaryota; Fungi; Basidiomycota; Agaricomycetes; Polyporales; Sparassidaceae. The transcript is spliced from 5 exons. The coding region runs from base 1 to 465 and encodes 154 amino acids. The record is from RefSeq and is a predicted model, not a curated record.
AUGGCAUCUGAUGCUGUUAUCGAUCCUGCCCUCCUGAAUGAAGAACCCACUCGUGAACUGUCAAUCACAGAUAUGAUUGCUGAAUUUCAGUUGACUCACCCUUCUCUCAGCCCUCAUGCAAAUGCUGAAUACUCUGAUGAAUCAUCUCCUGGCCUCAAGCAGGAACCUGCUUUGCCCCAAGUUGAGUUUGGGCAAGUUGUCAAGAGACAGCGAAACCUCUCUGCAGAGUCAGAGGCAGAGUUAGCACACUUUAUGGAGGCUCCGAAUAUGAUUCAACAUUUUAUUUUCAAUUAUGCGGUCUCACUUGAGUAUUGCGACCUCUUUUUCAGGCUGUCUCGUGACAGCGAGUAUCAAGUGCUGGACAUGCUCAAGACCACUCUUCUUGAUUAUGCUCACUCUUACAUUUUCUCCCCCACCAUUGACUCUUAUCAGAGCCCUGACAAUCUGAACAAUGUUCUCGGGUAA